Durusdinium trenchii is the source of this 2898-nucleotide messenger RNA. NCBI's taxonomy places the organism in Eukaryota, Dinophyceae, Suessiales, Symbiodiniaceae. The record is from the annotation of a GenBank genome assembly.
GAGACGAUUCGACCACGUCUUUCACCCCAAGAAAUGUGGACUCGAAGGUCUGGAAUGAGUUCUUCUCAAGGCCCAGUCAUCCGUUGGACAGGAGCUGAAGAUGCUGAUUUGCUCUCACUAGUAGCAGCAUCAAACAUCCAAAGGUGGCACUGCACGCAGCUCAUUGAACAAGCACGAUGGGUCAAUGAGAUUGACUCUAGCCGUGAAGCACAAAUCAGUGCUGCCUACAAUAUGCUGGGCUUGGUUCAGGAACUCACAGGCGGCUUUGCAGUUGGCUGGGCCUUUGCCUUUUGGCGACUGCUAUGGAAGGAGGAGAUCAUCGAAGCGGAGCAGGUGCAGAAGAUGGAGCGUUCUGUGAGAAUCAACCGUGAGUAUGUGGGCCUGUUUUUCACGAGCUGGAGCCACAUUGCUGUGGCUCUGCAGACCGAGCGAAGAAAGGAGGAGCUGAAUAUCAAAAAGUUGCACAAGCGCAUGCUGGGAGUCCGUUUGCAAGAGGCUGAGGACCGGCGGCAUGCGUAUGAGCGAGAGCAUGUCUCUGACAAAUCUGUGAACUACAUGAUGACACGCAAGCUUCAAGCCGCUCAAGAAGACAAGAGCAGAGUGGACUACAGGCUGCAGACAAUGUCUCCAGCAGAUGCCAGGCGAGCCCUUCAUUUGAUCAUGGAGAUCUUCAUGAAUCUUUUGGGCAACUUUAGCCUUGCAGAGAACAUGCUUUGUAAGCAGAAGAUGCUGUCCAAGGACAUAUUGUUUCUGGCGACAGAGCCAAAUGAAACCAUUCAGGACAUUCUUUGCUUACCGUGCCAGGAUAUUCUAACUCGCUGGCUCAACUGUAUCCUCAUGGAGACUAAACAUCGUGCAGCCAGUUUGCUAACAGCGGGUGAUGUGGAGGACAGCAGGCAGAACUGGCAAGCCAAUGACCGGGCCAAAUAUUCCAAGAGGUGUCAGGAAGUCCGAACUUUUCCGUUGGUGGAGACAACAUCUUUUGAAGAACACUUUCAGGAUGGCAAGCUACUCACUUUCCUGUAUGCCAUGCUGCGUGCAUUUAGGCAAAAAUCUGCCUUUUUUGACCCAGCCGACCUCGCUGUUCUUGAUGAGAAAGAUGACGAGCGUCGAGCAGUGCUUUCGGCAGACUACUUCAACUCACUUUCGCCCAUGUUGAUCACUAGGUUCAUGUUGAAAUCCAGUGACAUCGUGGCUGGCCGAGCCGCUUCUUUGAGGAGCUCUCUAUGUGCGGUCUUCCUGCGAGAGGCUCCUGCUAUCAGAAGCUUUCUUCACGCACAAUCCCUGGCCGAGGAUCAAACCCUUCACAUCAUUGAUGAGAAGGAGCGCUUGCGACGAUCUCGCAGGCAUGUUAUUCUUCCAACAGGCCUGCCCAGGCUAGAGAAUUCUCGCGAACUGGAGUUGGAAAUUCAAUUUCCAAUGGCCAAGAUUAUGCAUAUGUUCCAAGAUGUUGCUGGAAGAGUUGCCUAUGCAGAUAUGUUUGAUCUCUCCAGGCUGUGCUUGAUGGAGGAGACCAUUUGGAGCUUGAGCAGAUUAUCCUUGGGAGAAGUUCUGUGCCGCUGGGUCAAUCUACAGGUGUUUGGUUCCAUCACGGCUGAAAGGGGCAGCCAACAAAAUGGUGUGACGAAUCUCUGCAGCGACUUGGCAUCUGGCAUGGUACUCUUGCGGCUCAUAAAGGCAGUGGCCAGCAGUGCCAUACAGGUGGAAGAACUGAACGAGCAGGUGGAGGAGUGCCUGGCAAACCAGCAGUUAGAGGACAAGGCAGCAAUGAAACUGGCCAUUGUUUUGAUUCGAAGAUGCGUCCCAUACUGCUUCUUGUCUGAUGAGUCCUUGCUUUCGGGUCAAGAGGACGCACUGACUACUGCCGUCGCUGGUCUUUUCCUGUCCUGGCUACAUCUCAGGCCUGAGCCUGAUUCCAACUUUGCUCAAAAGCUGGAAGGUGUUGACCGCCUUCUAGAGGUUGGUUUGAAUGUUGCAGCCAUGCCAGCGGAAGCGGUUCCAGAAUCAGAAGACAAGUCUGAUUUGCUCGACUCCUACUGCAAAGAGUGUUUUGCAAGUGGCGAGGGCAGGCUGAUCAGCAGCCUUGUGGCUAUUGAAGAGCAACAUCGGGCCAUGUUUCUGCUUCAAACGCGCUUGCGCAAUUUGAUCGCUGAAGUCAUGGUUCGACGAGUAAUCUCUCGCCGCAGAUUCAAAAGUUCUGGCAGUGAUGACGCCCACACGAUGGUGUGCUUGCAAGAACUUGUGCGGGAUCAGGAUUGGAUCAUGUUGACUGAGACAGAGCAUCCAGCCACAAGAUCAGCACGUCCACAAUCUGUUGUCAAAGAGAAGCGUUUGCUUGUUGCCCAGCUCUUUGAUUACCUUUCAAUCCGUGGACCACGCGGAGAGCGGCAGGUCUAUUGGAGUGGCAUAGCAAAGCUCUACCGGGAUGCCCAUUUGUCUUGCCCCUGCCUAUUCCUGCCAAAGGCUGCAGCACAGAGGAUUUUUAGACAGGUUUUGGAUGCAGAACCAGAAGCUUUGGAGGCAAGUGUGACACUACAUGCAAAGAUUCUUCACAUGGAAGUGCCAAAUUUGCAAGAGUCUGAAGACACCAGCUGGCAAGACUACGGCUUGAGCUUGUAUGGCUUUGUGCGAUAUUUGCUUCGCAUUGCUUUGCAUAGAGAGGACAUGGCACAGCAAACUGGUGCGACUGCAGUUUCUUUGACGAGGUCAUUGAGGGAGCUUUUUGGAAGCCAUUUGCAAAAAGUGCAGCUCAAUGCCAAACAGGAUCAGUUUACCCUGUCAGCGCGGAUUGUGGAAGUUCAUCAGCUCCAGCUCAGUUGGGAACCAUUCUUGCGCGCGGUCUUUGCUUUGUAUGCAGAGCAAGGCCACAUUUGCAAUAGACCAGAGGAUCUCCUUUGA